CAAUCAGAGACCACCGACCUCAUGAAGACCCCGCCCACAAGCCUAUAUUAAAGGCUCGGCCGUCAGAAGCAUUGGCCACUGGCACAAUAUAAUACUGAUUGAUCCGCUAACCGAGACGAGGGGAUUUACUUUAUUCAACCUUUCAUUUCAGCCGUCCUUUAUUUUAUUCUACUAAACAAUGGCAGACACACAGGUCGACUCCGGCUCGGAUAUCUCUGCCAAGGACCUGAAAGAGAAGAAGCUGGUGGAGGAGAAGGAGAACGGCAAAGACGCCGCUACCAAUGGGAAGGAGAAUGAGGAGAACGGUGAGCCCGAGGUAGAUGACGAGGAGGACGAGGAGGUGGACGAGGAAGAAGAGGAAGAUGAUGGAGAAGGUGAUGAGGAAGAUGAGGAGGAGGAUGACGACGAGAUUGAGGGUGGCACAAAACGGGCAGCUGAGGAUGACGAGGACGACGACGAGGACGACGUCGAAACCAAGAAGCAGAAAACCGACGAUGACGAUUGAUGCGUUUCCCCCGCGCCAUCCUGCUGAACCACUUCCUGAUUCUUCACCUCUGACCAUUUUUCUAUGUCGCAGGUGGAGGGGCUGGAGGACUGAUUUAAAGGAAAAAAUAAUAAUAAUGAUAAAAAAAUCCAACAUGGUCAUUAGCAAGUAGAGUUCAACAAACACCCGCCACGUCCACACUCACCCGAGCUCCCCUCGACGCUGCGAGACGAAUUUUCUAGAGGAACCCGCCACCGCAUCGACGACGCAGAAAUCCGGCUUCUCUUCAGCAACAACACAAAAGGAGAAUUUGUUUGUAUUUUUAUUUACAUUUUAUAUUUUUGUACAUAUUGUUAGGAGAGGGGAGGGGGGGCAGUUUCUCUCUCGGCAGCGAUCUCGUCAGACCAAAUCGGUGCUUCUCUAACGAAAGAUUUUACUUGGUUGACCAUGUUACGAUAUCUCAACAGAUCCUAGAAAAAUGUGUAAAAAAAGUAAAAAAAAAUAAAAACAUGAAAGACAACCUCUUAAGCCGUUGAACUCAGAGCAUUCCAGUAAAUUUAAUGUAUGUACUUUAGCUGUACCAUAACUAGUUUGUUUGUAUGGGAGGGUAAGGCCAAAGAAAAGAGCCUCUUUUCUUUUUCCUUUCUUUUGGUUUUUUCUUUUGGUUUUGUUUUUGUCAGCGACUUUUUGUUUUAUGACGGCCUGUUUUGAUGUAUGUGCAAAGUUUGUUGUUUGACAAUAAACCGGACUUUUAUUUUGUGAGUUGUA
Messenger RNA from Pelmatolapia mariae (spotted tilapia), 1252 nucleotides. It is a transcript of the gene ptmab, whose product is annotated as prothymosin alpha b. Gene Ontology annotation, biological process: negative regulation of apoptotic process; positive regulation of transcription by RNA polymerase II. Bases 179 to 505 code for a protein of 108 amino acids. The record is from RefSeq and is a predicted model, not a curated record. NCBI's taxonomy places the organism in Eukaryota, Metazoa, Chordata, Actinopteri, Cichliformes, Cichlidae. Gene Ontology annotation, molecular function: histone binding. Gene Ontology annotation, cellular component: nucleus. The transcript has 5 exons.